AUGGAUUUAUGUCACCUUAUAAAGAAAACAGGUCAUUCUUUGGUGGAGAUAAGGGUCAGAGCGUUGAAGAGCAUUCUGUGUAAGCUGAACCAUUCCCUGAUUUCUGUCUGUGACAUUGUCCAAGAGAGGAGGCUGUAUGUGUAUCUUCUGGAAUGGUUCAAUUUCCCAGAGGUGCCAAUGCAGGAGGAGGUCCUGGAGCUGAUGGCAACCUUAUCAAAGCAUCCUAGUGGAGCCCAGAUGUUGAGAGAUGUUGGGGCAGUGGAUUUUCUCAUCCAGCUAUCUCCUAAUGUGGAACCCAGACUACGAGCUAUCAUCGACAGCACUCUUGACCAGCUGUUCCACCUACCCGAGUUACUCCCAAGUCAUACAGUGGUUUACUCCAGUGGACAAUGUAAUUCAACACCAACAGUGCCUCCAGUUGUUUCAUCUGAAGAGCGUGAUCAUGAAAUGGGCUAUUUCUACAAGUGCAUGCCAGGUCACGCUGACGUCCCUCCUCGGAAAAUAGCAGUGCACGACUCUGUGAAAUGCCUGAAGUUUUCAGUUUUUCCAUGGCUAUCUUUGACCGGCACAGACAGACAUGUACUUUCAUCCAAUGAGAGUUCUCUUGGGAGCAGCAAUCCCAACUUGGUGAUGACCACAUGUGAACUUCUGUGUGAUGUCAUUAUGCAGGACUUUCCUGCUGAGAUCUUUUUGCAAAGGCCCAGCAUUGUAAAGACCCUUUUGUCCUUGUUGAGGCCGGGAUCAGGUAAAGGAGAGGCAAACUACCUUCAUUUGCAGGUUCUGUGCUGCCUGCAACAGCUUUGUGUGGGGUUAAGGAGAAGGCUUCGCUUUCAUCAAGAUCCAAGCGUUCAUUCUACUAAGCAAGAGCCAGCAUCCCAGAACUCAUCCUUCUGUUAUUCCCAAGAAGUACGUGCGACCCAACACUCACCUGCUUCAUCCUCAGAGAAUGAGUGUUCUCCUCGGCCUUCAGUUGUGGGAUGCACGGGUCAGAGAGCCAGAGGUGAUGGCCAAGAUGGAGAUGCAGCUUCCAGCAGCGGCAGCUCCCACAGGGGUGGAGCCAUAACCCAGAACCCCAGCCAGAUGUCCCAUGCCCGUGCAGAGGUCGCCCAUUUGGAGUUGCUGGACCUUGGUGUGGAGGAUGUUCUGGAGCUCCAGUUAAAGCAGCUGACUUUGGCUCAGUUCACUGUUGCCACCAUGGAACAUGCCAUACCCCUGCUUAAGACCGAGGGUUCGCGUGUGUUCCUGCAUGUUCUGGAGCUGCUGUGUGAAGCCGUCCUCCUGCUCAGGGACAGCGUCUGUGAGCUGGUCUGGGAUGACGGCAGCCUGGUGGGGAUGGAGCUGAAGGAGAAGCUGCAAGUCUGUUUAGAACUGCUGGGGGAUAUUCUGAGCUACCACCAGAGCUAUUCAGCAGACAUUCCUCACAGCUCUCAGGUGCACCACAGAUUAGCCUACACAGGCGCUGCCAUAUUCACGGUUAAACUCCUGCAGACCAUCCUCCCCGUUGAGAAGGGUAAUGAAAACCUCCCGGAGAACACUGCAACCGCCAUUUUCUACAUGUGCUUUGAUGCAUCAUUGGGAAGUUUAUUUCCCAGUGUCCAAGAGACAGCAGUGGCAUACUUGGAACAAGUGAACUCAGACAGCUAUGAUCUUUAUAGGAGGGUGACCCGCGCUGCCCUCUGGAUGGAAUCCACUUGUAGCUUCCUUAAGGAAACCCAAGCUGAGGGAGAGAAGAAUUGGUUGGAGUUGCUGGAGCUGGCAGAUCAAGCUAUUGAAGGGCUUCCCUUUCACCAGCACUUACCCAUCAUCAAGGAAUGUGUUCACAUCUGCUCUUACCUGUGGAAGCUUGAUCAGCCCAGCCCUCUCCUUCAAACAGAGAGCCAGAAACUAUUUCUGAAGUUGCUCUCCCAUUCUUUAACACCUGUCAAGAUGGAAACAUACAUAUGCACUUUAAACCUGGUCAAGGACUGCCUUGGUAUCCAGAAUGCGUCGCACGUGUCAGCGGGAGCCUGCAGUGGAAUUCACUUCCUUCUCCAUCACAGGGUUCUUUAUGAAAUAAGUGUUUUUGGUCUCCAGGACUCCACAGAAAAGGUGAACACUUCUGCAAAGGAUAUCCUGCUAUUUCUGCUCAAGGGACGAUUAAUGAUGACUGCUUCAACCUGGGAGAGACUCAGUGAGGCCAUUUACCCGGUUUUGCCCAUAUUACAGGGUUUUGCCAACACGGAGGAGACGCUGGGAAAAUGCAUCCUGCAUAUGACUGACAUGUCAGACCAGUCAAGAGAUGACUUGCUUCCAACUGCGGUGAAGUUAAAAGCAGCGCUGCGACUCCUUUUCAGUAAACAACCCAUUGUGAGAAUAGCAGCAGUGCAACAAAUUCUGCCACACCUAACCAACAAUGAAGAAGCUAAUGCGACCAGACCAGACUUGGGUCAGCCUUUGCUCUCCUCACUUCCCAAUCUGUAUUCCUUGAAACACCCCAUAGACAUCACGCUGGACACCAGCAACAAGUCCAUCCUCAAGGUGGAGUCAGUAGAGAAGCUGUUUGGUGUCCUGGCUUCAGACACUGUUGCUAUGUCUUUGAGAAGGUCGGCUGCUGAGCAGCUGGCUGUAGUACUACAAGAUACAGCAAUGCACCUGGUGCUGAAGAAUCUUGGUAUAACAGACAAAGUCCUUUUUCUCAUUAUAGAGUGUGUAAAUGGCAAUGAGAGCUUCGAUUGCCUGUUGGAGUCUGCUUUGUGUAUCCUGAGGAAGCUGGUGUAUGCCGAUCCAUCUCUGAGGCACAGUUUGGCACAGCGCAACCUCGUGUUCCUCACUCUGCUUAGGGCAUCUUUGAUGUUGAAGGAGAACAAAGUUAAUGGAAGUGAGGUUGCUGUACUGAUGAGCUUAUUGCUUUUUGAUGAGAUUGCCAGCAUUGAAAUAUGGUCAGACAAGGGCUCCACAGAUGUGAGUCUCACCUCAUUCUCUUUACCGCUGUCAGUGAUACGCAGGUACAAUUUCCCAUUCCGUGCAGCAAGUCACCAUGCUGUCAGCCCUCACUGCUGUGUGCUCAUUCCUUCCUCUGAUGUGAUGAAACUUGCCCCUGCCCGUCAGGCCCUGCAGGUGGCCUGGAACACCGCAUGGCAUUCUGGGAUAGACAACCUCCUCGAUGAUCUGCAUGGCGUCUCCAGCAGUGCGAAUCAAUUCCAUGAGGAUCUAAAGCUGUCAGAAACACAGCUUGUGUCACUGCGAGCAGCCCACCUUCUCACUGCACUGCAGGACUGCAUCCAGACCAUCAUCAAGGCAGCAGGCCACACUUCUGUGACUUCUGCCUUGUCCAGACUGGGCCUCUAUUUGCUGAAUGACAGAGUGGCUUUCCCUCACGUCCCCACCCAUGGCUGCAUAGAUACUCUGCGCUCCCUCAGUUGGCAGGCUGCUAUUACCAGGUUUCUCCAAGUGCAUCCAGUCAGUGUGGAGGAUGAGAGGUUGCUGGUGGGCGUUGUUGCAUUUUUGAAUGCCUACUUCAAACACAUACACACUGAGUCUGCAUCUAACCCAGAGGACAAGGACCUGCGCUGGAUACUGGAGCUGCUUCUCAAUCAGGAGACUGCAUCACCUCUUAAAUUGCUGCUUGUUGUGGGGAAGCAGACCUCGACACCGAGCACAGAGGAGUCAGAGAAACUGAAGAACCAUGUUAGUCAGCGACUACAAAGAGAACUCAUCAGCUUCUUCAACACUUUACUCUUCCGGCUAACACACACCACUGACAGGGUCUGUUUGGCGUUAGCAGGCUCCUACAGGAGUCAGUUGGCAGUCUGUUUGCUUCAGAGCCUGCGGGUGUCUGAUGCCCCUCGUUUUUAUGGCCUUCCCAGUCUGGAGAGGACACUGCAGGGCAUGGUCAGUGUAACCGCCCAGCCUGAAUGGAGCUCCCACUGCCCUGACCUGGAGCCUGCCUCUCUCUGCUCCAAGUAUCUAAGCGGACUAUUAGAGGUGAUCUCCUCAUUUUAUGUGGAGUGGGGAGGCAACUCUAUGUCUUUCAUGGGGAAAGGUGUGACCAAGAAUGCUGUUGUCUGUUUGCUUCACCUGUCCCAUGAGAUGAUGGCCCAGAGUGAGGACAAGGACUUCAUUUCCCAGUGGUCUUUGGCAGAGGAGGCUAACACAUCUCAGCUGGGUUUGGCCUGGCUCAUUCCUCUCUGGGUGGACAGAGAUCAAGAGGUGAGAUUUGCCAGUUUGGGUUUAGGUGCAGCUCUGUCUUCAGUACCCAGCGGGUGUCGGGCUCUGUGUGCCAGCUGUCGGAACAUCAGCGGAGGUCUGUGGGGCACAUUGCUCAACAUUCUUCUGGAUCAGCAGGAGAGCAGCAUGGUCCGCAGAGAGGCUGCAUUUAUCCUGCAGAACCUGCUGGUGAUGCCCAUGCCUGCCAAUGCAGAGGAAGCCAAGGACUCUGACUGGCAGAAUCCAUGUGUCCAUGAUGAAGUGUCUGGUGCGUCUUUGGUGGGCCUUCCUGCACUCCAGGCUUUGCUUUACCACUGUCAAUACUUCCAACAAAUGGCUGUCUGUGCCUCAGCUUGUUACCGUGGCAGGUACACUUAUAACCUGCAACCUCACGUCACCACCACUGGUGGCACUUGUCCUGUGGAGAGCGCUUCCCUUGAUUCUGAGAAUUCUUUGUGGUUUUGGAAAUACGCUCCACCACCACCAGCUAUGGAGCCUAGUGGACCCUCCAGUUCCCCCUCCACCUUCAGCACUGUGAUUGGAGGUUCAGCGUCUCUGACACCCGGUGCUCUGUCCCCACAAAGUGUCACGCAUGAUACUCCUGCCAGCCGACUGAUGGCUCAAGGCCAGAGUGUGACUGACACCAGCGACUCUGUUACCUCCCAAGAUUCCCGACAGAGCCGGUCCUUUGCUGUGGAACCUGUUGUCAUGGUAACUCCUGACCUCCUGACAGCACACUGUGGCCUGCUCGCUAACAUGCUUGCCAUUCUCCCAGAUUUCACCCUCGCUGCCAUCCAACACAACCAGCUCCUUCAAGACCUGGCCAGCCUCUUUGAUAUUGAGCCUAUUGAGAAAUGUCUGUGUGAGCUGAAAACCCCCAACAUCCUACCAGGAGAGAAAGAAGACAUCAAAAACCAGCUUGUCACCUUGCUGCAGUUCAUCUCCGGUUUUUCCAAGCUGUUGCAGACGUGUGCCACAUUAAGUCCAGAUCUGAUUGGCCAGAUGAACUUCCUGAAACGGUUUCUGACAUCUCUGGUGGGAGUGCUCAUGCUGGAUACGGCAGGCCUGGAUGUAGGUACCCAGGAUGCAUUGUGUGUGUGCUGGGAAGACGUGUUUAUGCUGCUGACUACUUUGUUGAGGAGGGACGGCUCCACAACAUACCCAUCUGUCUCUGCUGCACUGGGGAGACGCUGGCGGACAUUUGGAGGAAUGUUAGCCGUGUGUAUGAAUAAGAGUUUCAGGGACUCAUUGCUCCACAAAGUGGCUCUGCAGUUUCUGUCUACACUUUUCACAGAGGAGACAAAGAGGCAAACUGUAGAGGUCACAAACCCACCCUCCAAACCUGCCACCCCUCUGUCUGACAUCCUGAAUGGUCCAGCAGCCAGCCAGCUGUGUGACCUCUUACUGCAGAGUUUUGAGAAGAGGACCUUUCAGGACCCAUUAAAGAAGCUGACAGCCAGAGCUCUGAUGACACUGCUGUCCUGCAGUCCCACAGCUCAGAACCAUGCAGCUGAAGCUGGUGUAAUUGACAGCUGUGUGGAGCAAAUAAGGCAAAUUAACUCUCAGCUCCACCUGGAGUCAGUCCGAACCGGCAAAGCUUCACACCGCAAGAAGGAAGAGAGUUAUUUAAAAGAAGUCAAGCUGACUGUGGAGAUCCUGCACAGCGCUCUUUAUCGCAACGAUGAAUGCAAAGCAGUGGCUACAGAUGCACGCCUAACAUUGGCACUGUACGGUCUUUGGCCUUGGCUACUACUGGAUGAUGUCACCAUGGAGGCCGUGCUGGAGCUGUUAUGUGUCUAUACGGCCGACUGCACCUCAGCUUGCAGUUCUCUUUGUGGUGGAGGGCCCAGUGCUGCAGCAGGUUCUAAAGGCAGCUCUUUGAUGCACUCUGCCAUGAAACUGGCCGCAGGGGUUGCUCCAGACAACAGCACCAUCCAGAAGCUAGCAUUCUGUCUCUUGGCUAACCUAGCCUUGUCCCGUGACUGCAGGGGCCUUCUCCAGAAGAACAACUUCCUGCAGGCUUUCCUGUCAGUGCCAGUGCCCAAGAUGAGCAGUGUUAAGGUCACGUCUGUAGUCAGUGGCAGUGGAAGCCUACUGGGCCUGUGGCUGAAGCUCCUGCUUAGUCUGUCAUUCACAGAGGACGGCCAGCAGAGUAUCCUCAGGGUGACUGGAACCCUGGAACUGCUGGCAGUUCUGGCAGCAAGUCGACAACAGGCGCUGCUUAUCCUCCACAACCUCUGCUUCUGCCCCACCAACAAGCCCCAUGUCAUCGUUAACGAUAAAGCCAUAAAGGUGCUGGUGUCGUGUCUAGACAGUAAAGAGUUGGAGACCCGUUGUGUGGGAGCUUCUGCACUUUGGGCUCUGCUUCAUAACAAUCAGAGGGCUAAAAAUACUCUGAAGUGUCCCAUCAUUAGGCUGAAGCUUGAGGAGGCACAUAGCAUCUCUAAGAAGGAAGCGGAGCACAAUCAGGAGCCUAAGAGUACCUACCUACUGAAGUGCCUUGACAACCUUUCCCAGCUGUUAAACAGCUGAGUCUCAGUUAUAUGUCUAAAAGUACCAAAGCACACAUUUUAGAUGUGUGAUCAGUCAGACUAUAUAUAAACUGUAUGUAUUGCAUUGCUGUAUAUUUUUAUACCCUCUGCAAACAAAUAUUUGUGGUCACCUCAUGAGUUGUGUAAGUGCAACACCUCCUAAACCAUUAAUAUACUUAAGUUCCUGUCUGCCAAGGUGUGAUCAUUUGAAUUUUGUGUUUAAGUCAUGCGUCAUAUGACUUCUUCGCUACUACGCCUGAGCCGCUUCGCAGAUUUCAGUGAAACUUAACACAAUGUUGGCACACCAUGUGAGGAUAUGCAUUAAUAUAAUUCCAACUUCUUUAUAUAUUCAAAACCAAAAAUAAAAUAAAUAUU
Molecule: messenger RNA, 7091 nt
Organism: Thalassophryne amazonica
Lineage: Eukaryota; Metazoa; Chordata; Actinopteri; Batrachoidiformes; Batrachoididae
Gene: rttn
Product: rotatin
Exons: 49
Coding region: 1-6717 (2238 amino acids)
Biological process (GO): centriole replication; centriole-centriole cohesion; ciliary basal body organization
Cellular component (GO): ciliary basal body; centrosome; centriole
Source: RefSeq, a predicted model, not a curated record